AUGUUAGAUGAACUAUAUAAAGCAGAACGUGGAGAGAUGGAAAAGAAACUUCAUGCAAAAGAUGAUGUCAUUGAAUCCAAAGACAAAAGCAUACAGAAAAGAAUACCACGUUCAGUACCAAAAGGAAAGGAAAAGAGUUAUAAGUAUAUGAUUUAUACUGAAGAGUUGGAGAAAGAAGAAGAUAAAGAUAUGGUUAUGUUGCAUUUAGUCAGAAGAAACAACAAGAGCUUUUAUGACUUAGCUAAAAUAUAUAAAUCUGACAGAAACUGGUUCUAUCGUGAAAACUUACCGAUUUCAAUGACUCCGAAUGAACAAAUAAAGGAAAUUGUCAAAAAUACUCUUCCUCAAACACACUAUGACAUCAAAGGUUGCACAAUACUUACAUUCAAAGAAGACUUACCAUUACUGAAGGAAAAAAUAACAGAAUAUUUCGACAACUUCAAAGAGGAAGAAUGA
Molecule: messenger RNA, 456 nt
Organism: Trichomonas vaginalis G3
Lineage: Eukaryota; Parabasalia; Trichomonadida; Trichomonadidae
Exons: 1
Coding region: 1-456 (151 amino acids)
Source: RefSeq, a predicted model, not a curated record